CCGACAGUUAGGCGGUGCGAAACAAUCCACUUGGUGUGCAAAAGAUCAUCCCAUACGCAGAAUCUUUUGUACUCAACUGAGUCAACUCAAGUUGCUUGUUUUGCCAGGGUCACGUGUCCGAAACUUGGUGUUCUCCGAAUACGCAAAUAUGCCGUAAACCUCUCAAUCAUUCUACCACGCAGAUCUACAGUGCAAAUGGUCACCUCUCUUGACGCAUGGAUUGGUAUCAGGAAAAUUUUGUAAUUUAUUUCCCUUUUUCUACGUUGACAUUUUGGGCCCCAGAAUGCCUGGAAAUGUCUGGCAAUUGAAAAAGGACGUAGGAGAUGCCUACAGAAAACUGCUUCUGAUGUGUCAGCUUGUCAACCGAGUAGCCUGAGUAUGGAGGCCGGGAAUUAUAUGCUGAUAAGCGG
This is a messenger RNA of Mycena citricolor, 410 nucleotides long. The record is from the annotation of a GenBank genome assembly. NCBI's taxonomy places the organism in Eukaryota, Fungi, Basidiomycota, Agaricomycetes, Agaricales, Mycenaceae.